CGAUGUCUAAUAUUAUUUUGUGAACUACAUUUCAUACUCACAUCAAACAAUUCUCAUUUCAUUUUAUGUUAGAUCGGCAAAACUUCUCGAUCAUACUGAUUAAAAAUCAUUCAUUCGUAGUUUUUUUGUCAAAUAAUAGACUACAUUGUUGAAAACAACAUGACGUUAGGUGACAGGGGAGAUGCUGUUAGUUUUAAGAUGGAGCAAAAGAGUAAGAGACUACCAGAUUUCUCACGGAGCGUGAAUUUAAAAUAUGUCAAGCUGGGUUAUCAUUACUUGAUUACCCAUCUCUUCACUCUAUUUCUCAUACCUAUUUUCAUAGUUCUCAUUGCUGAGGCUAUGCAAACCGACCCAGAGGAUGUGUAUGAGCUUUGGCAUCAUUAUCUCCGGUACAAUCUCGUCAGCGUUGUAACUUCCGGGGUUUUUAUUGUCAUGGGUUUGACUGUUUACAUAAUGUCUUGGCCUCGCGCGGUCUAUCUUGUUGAUUACGCCUGUUAUCGCCCGCCAUCUCACUUUCAAGUUCCAGCCCGUUAUUACCUUGAGCGCUGUCAAGGUUUUGGUGACCUCGAUGAAUCUCUGAUGGAGUUUCAGCGUAAGAUUGUCAGGCAGUCAGGACUUGGUGACGAGACUUAUCUUCCUGAACCAUUUCACGACCUAUCUAAAAAACCUACAAUGGCCACAGCGAGGGCAGAGACUGAGCAAGUGAUGUUUGGCGCAUUGGAUAAUCUAUUCUCCAGUACAUCUGUGAAGCCCAAGGACAUUGGAAUUCUUGUCGUAAAUUGCAGUUUAUUUAAUCCUACUCCAUCCCUCUCCGCCAUGAUCGUCAAUAAGUACAAACUUAGAGGUAAUAUCAAGAGCUUCAAUUUAGGGGGGAUGGGUUGCAGUGCUGGAGUGAUUUCAGUCGAUCUUGCCAAAGACUUACUUCAGGUUCACCGGAACACCUAUGCAAUUGUCGUGAGCACAGAGAACAUUACCUAUGGUGCCUAUCCUGGACGCAACAAGUCCAUGAUGUUAAGUAAUUGUCUAUUCCGUGUAGGUGGUGCUGCGAUGCUUCUCUCGAACAAAUCUAAAGACAAACGACUAGCAAAGUAUAAGCUGGUUCAUGUGGUGAGAACCCACCGUGGUUCAGACGACAAGGCUUAUAAAUGUGUUUAUCAGGAUCAAGAUGAAACUGGUAAAGUAGGAGUUUCAUUGUCCAAAGAUCUCAUGGCAAAUGCUGGAGGUGCCCUUAAGAUCAAUAUCACUACUUUGGGUCCCCUUGUCCUUCCGAUAAGCGAACAACUUCUUUUUUUAACAACUCUAACUAUCAAGAAGUUGUUCAACCCUAAAAAGAAACCUUACAUACCAGAUUUCAAGCUUGCAUUUGAACAUUUCUGUAUACAUGCCGGAGGAAGAGCAGUAAUCGAUGAAAUGGAAAAGAACUUGGAUCUAUUACCUAUUCAUGUGGAGGCUUCUCGAUCGACACUACAUCGGUUUGGGAACACGUCAUCAAGCUCAAUUUGGUAUGAGUUGGCCUAUAUUGAAGCCAAGGGAAGGAUGCGCAAGAACGACCGUGUCUGGCAGAUUGCUUUAGGAAGUGGUUUUAAGUGUAACAGUGCAGUCUGGGUUGCUCUAAAGAAUGUCAAACCCUCUACUAAUAAGUGUAGUCCAUGGAGAGAUUGUAUUGAGAAGUACCCUGUUCAAACAUUUGUUAAACAAUAAAAUACUCAAUAAGGGUAUGAUUAAUAAGUUCUUAUGAACAAUCUGUACUAAGUUGAAUUUAGUGUUAGAGAAACAACUUUGGAUUUAAA
Papaver somniferum (opium poppy) is the source of this 1790-nucleotide messenger RNA. Its product is annotated as 3-ketoacyl-CoA synthase 4-like. Gene Ontology annotation, biological process: fatty acid biosynthetic process. The coding region runs from base 160 to 1701 and encodes 513 amino acids. Gene Ontology annotation, molecular function: acyltransferase activity, transferring groups other than amino-acyl groups. The record is from RefSeq and is a predicted model, not a curated record. The transcript has a single exon. Gene Ontology annotation, cellular component: membrane. Lineage: Eukaryota; Viridiplantae; Streptophyta; Magnoliopsida; Ranunculales; Papaveraceae.